AACCUUCCUCAUCCUCAACCCUCCACAAACACCUCCAACACUCCCACUCAUUCAACUCCUUCCAAACCCAAAGAAACCCCAACAAAAAAUGUCAGCCUGCAGCAAAAUCCGCCACAUCGUCAGACUCCGCCAGAUGUUGCGGAGGUGGCGCAAGAGGGCGGCGAUGGGCAGCGCCACCCGCCGCAGUAUCCCGUCUGACGUGCCUGCCGGACACGUGGCGGUGUGCGUGGGCGCCGGUUGCAGGAGAUUCGUGGUGCGCGCGUCGUACCUGAACCACCCCUUGUUCCGAAAGCUAUUGGUCCAGGCUGAGGAAGAGUACGGGUUCGCCAAUACGGGCCCGCUGACCAUUCCCUGCGACGAGUCCGUAUUCGAGGAGAUCCUGCGGUACUUGGCCCGGGCUGAGUCCAGUAACUCGGCCCGGUUUGCCAAACUUGAGGAUUUUCAGAGAUACUGCCACCUGGACUUCUGGCCCGAAUCUCGACCGCUCCUUAACGGGUUCGUUGAUAAGUCCAUUUGGUAAAUAGGGAAUGGGAUCCGCUCCGGUUCUCAUAUUGUCUGCCUAAUAAAAAUUCGUGAAAAGAAUAUUAUCAUCCUAUUACAAAAGGUGAUUAUAAAUACUGGAGUGAACAAACAAUAUGAGACAUAAGGAGAAAGCACGUUUGCACGCCCAUGUUGACUCGGUUGAUCGUCUAACUGAGUUUGGUGGUACUAGUUCACGGGAUGAAUAACUAUUUCUCGUUAUCAUUUGGUUAAGGUGAGGUGGUGGGGGUUUGAUUAAUUUUUCCUAUUAUAAAUUUUUUUAUGUAAUUUAUUUGGCGGUUCAAUGAGAUGGUAAGCUACUGAUGAAUUCACCAAGAGGAUGCACAAUGGAGAUGGCAAAUAGGUGGCCCGAGUUUACCGCCGAGUCAUCCCGAGUUUGAAUCGGAGUGGAAUAGCAACAGCAGAGACAGAGGGAGAUGGUACUGCAAUUUGCAGUUGAGGAACAAGAAAGGGAAAGUGUUUUGUUUUGUUUUGUUUUUUUUUAUAUUUAGAUUCUGUUACUUAUUGAUUUGAUUAAUAAUAUUGUAGAGAAAUAAUUGAAGCA
Rhododendron vialii is the source of this 1084-nucleotide messenger RNA. Its product is annotated as auxin-induced protein 6B-like. The record is from RefSeq and is a predicted model, not a curated record. NCBI's taxonomy places the organism in Eukaryota, Viridiplantae, Streptophyta, Magnoliopsida, Ericales, Ericaceae. The transcript has a single exon. Gene Ontology annotation, biological process: response to auxin. The coding region runs from base 89 to 520 and encodes 143 amino acids.